Eucalyptus grandis is the source of this 1962-nucleotide messenger RNA. Its product is annotated as coiled-coil domain-containing protein SCD2. Gene Ontology annotation, biological process: cytokinesis by cell plate formation. Bases 1 to 1689 code for a protein of 562 amino acids. NCBI's taxonomy places the organism in Eukaryota, Viridiplantae, Streptophyta, Magnoliopsida, Myrtales, Myrtaceae. The transcript has 17 exons. The record is from RefSeq and is a predicted model, not a curated record.
AUGGAUCGGCGGAGAACAGGGAGCCCCGUGUACUCCCGGCAGUGGAGCGGCGGGUCUAGCAGCACCGGCUCCUCCUCGCCGGCCAUGUCCCCGGCCCACCCCAACUCCCGCUUCCCCCACUCUCACUCCACCAUCAAGCGCACCCAGAACGUCGCCGCCAAGGCCGCCGCCCAGCGCCUCGCCCAGGUCAUGGCCUCCCAGUCCGUCUCCGGCGACGACGACGACGACGACGACGACGACGGCGGCGGCGGGGACCUCGGCCUCCGCUUCCGAGCUCCCCCGCCUCCCGCCCCCUACUCCAGCAGCAACGCCUCCUUACCCGCGAUUUCCGUCGCCAGGCCCAAUAGAUCUCCUUCCCCUGCCUUAGGUCGGAACUUUGUGGAUCACGCCGCAUCGGUCAGGUCCACUUCAGCCGGAAGGCCGUCCAUGUCCGUUCGUUCCUCUCCAUUGGUGCCGCCUAGCAAACCGACCCUCAGGACUCCCGUUUCCGUCCCUCCUAUCGAGCCUCCUACCAGAAUUAACAGGGAGAGUCUAAGGUUUGCUCCUAAUGUGGGACAAAAGAACUUAAAGGACACGGGAGAUCAGCGUGAAGCUUCUGCUCUUCGAGACGAACUCGAUAUGUUACAGGAAGAAAAUGAAGUGAUAGUCGACAAGCUACGACAUGCUGAAGAGAGACGUGAGGAAGCAGAGGCCAGAGCUAGGGAACUUGAGAAACAGGUUGCUGCCUUGGGUGAGGGUGUAUCUCUUGAAGCUAAACUAUUGAGCAGGAAAGAAGCAGCAUUAAAACAAAGAGAGGCUGCACUCAAGGCUGCAAAGCAGACAAAGGACGGAAGAGAUGAGGAUAUUGCAUCCCUUCGUUCAGAAAUAGAGAGCUUAAAAGAUGACGCGGCAGCAUCUGUCCAACAACUCCGAGAAGCAGAAUCCGAGGCCAAGGCUUUACGUUCAAUGACUCACAGGAUGGUUUUGACUCAAGAAGAGAUGGAGGAAGUUGUCCUGAAAAGGUGUUGGCUAGCUCGAUAUUGGGGUUUAGCAGUGCAGCAUGGUGUUUGUCCUGAUAUAGCAGCAUCAAAGCAUGAGCAUUGGUCGUCUCUUGCCCCUCUUCCAUUUGAAGUCGUCAUUUCUGCAGGACAAAAGGCUAAGGAGUCUUGGAAUGAAAGAGGCAGCGAUCAAGAAAGGAGUAAGCAUGUACGAGAUUUGAGUGAUCUAACUGGAGAAGGGAAUAUUGAGAGCAUGCUAUCUGUUGAAAUGGCUUUGCGUGAACUUGCUUCUUUAAAGGUUGAGGAUGCAGUCGUUCUUGCACUGGCACGGCACCGACGACCAAAUUUGGUUCGUUCCGAUUCAAAAUCGAAUGUUGAUCCCAAGUUUAUUGAGGCUUAUGAACUAAGCGACGAAGAGGCUGAGGAUGUUCUUUUCAAAGAAGCUUGGCUUACAUAUUUUUGGAGAAGAGCGUUGACACAUUGUGUUGAGGAGGAUAUUGCGGAAGAAAGGCUUCAGUUUUGGAUCAGCCGUAGUGGGCAGUCACCAACCUCACAAGAUGCUGUAGAUGUUGAACGGGGACUGUUGGAGCUUAGAAAACUGGGCAUAGAGCAGCAACUUUGGGAAGCAUCUCGCAAAGAAAUCGACAAUCCCUCUUCUCUCUCAGCAGGCAACCACAACCAUGGAACAGACUCAGAUAUCUCUCAUGAGUAAUGUCAUGGGUUCUUAUGAUCCACUUGUCAAUUAGUUUUUCAUUUGUUGUUGAUUUAUAGUUCUUUCGAGUUCAGCUUUCUUUUGUUUAUAUUGCUUCGCCACAUGAAGUGCCAUUCUUGUGUAACUGCAAGAUAUUCGAAUUUUGUAAUAUCUAGAGCUGUGAGAACUGUACAAUACCGACAGAGAAUUCAUUGUAAGAUGUGAAAGCUUUCUUUGGAGGCUGUUGGGUUCUGCAUCGUUGAUGUAAAUAAAAGUAUUUUGUCCCUCAUUAUU